CGUCAAUUCCUCCUCUUCAGACUAUUCCUAUUCUCUCUUUGUUUCUCCUCCCACACAAGUACACUACAAAUCAGAAACACGAAAAUGGAAGCAUCAACCCAGAAACCUGAAAACCCUAAAAAUGUCUAUCACAUUGGAGGAAUUCCCGUUGAGUUCCCUUACAAGCCAUACGGUUCGCAGCUUGCAUUCAUGGGUCGUAUCAUUUCUACGCUUGACCGAGCUCAAAGAGACGGCCAUUGCCAUGCCUUACUCGAGUCUCCUACUGGUACUGGAAAGUCUCUCUCACUCCUCUGUUCCGCCCUUGCUUGGCAGCGCCACCGCGGUAAAAACCCCAUUCUUCAGCAGCAGCCGCAGACUAAACCUGACCCUAGGGCUUCUUCUGAUCCUCUUAGUCAUGGAGGCGGCUUUGUGGUUGAUUCUCAGCUCUCUGAGACUUCCACACCGGAGGCAGCUGCAUCUGCAACAAAUUGUAAAAGUCAAAACAAGAAACCAGUGCCUACGAUAUAUUAUGCCUCGAGAACUCAUUCUCAAAUCACUCAAGUUGUUCGUGAAUACCGGAAGACUGCUUACAGGGUCCCAAUGGCUGUUUUGGCCUCUAGGAAGCAUUAUUGCACCAAUGCAAAAGUACGUAAUGGAGAUAACCUGGAUGAGGAAUGCAAGUUACUUCUUGAAAACAAAGAAACUGGGUGUCCACAGUUCAAAAAUUAUCAUAAAGUUAAAAGUCAUCCAUCUCUCCAGAGAGGUGGCUGUCAUGAAGCUCAUGAUAUUGAAGAUCUAGUCAAAGUUGGAAAAACAGUAAAAGGCUGCUCAUAUUUUGCAGCGCGUUCAUUGGCUGAUGAUGCACAUAUUGUAUUUUGCCCUUAUAGUUAUAUAACUAAUCCGAUUAUCCGAAGAGCAAUGGAAAUUGAUAUCAAGGGAGCUAUUCUUGUUCUUGAUGAAGCCCAUAAUAUUGAGGACAUAUCUCGGGAAGCUGGUAGUGUGAAUGUUGAUGAAGAUGCUUUGCAUAAACUGCAGAUGGAGCUUGGUCAGCUAUGUGGAGGUGACACACUAACUUACCAGCCACUGUAUGAAAUGGUCCAGGAUGUCUUAAGCUGGAUGGAGCGCCGAAAAGGGGCCUUAGAGAAGCGCGAGUUUCAGCGCUAUGUUUCAUGUUGGACAGGUGAUAAAGCUCUAAAGGAGCUGCAGGAGGCAAACAUAUCACAACAGUGCUUCCCAAUUUUGCAAGAGUGUGCUGCCAAGGCUAUUAAAGCUGCUUCAGACACCGAGCCAGAGUUAGCUCAUUUAAGUGGCAUGUCAGCAGCAACACUGGAAGGUCUUUUCUGUUCGCUUAGUUAUUUUUUUAAGGGUAAUGGGCUUCACACAAAUGAUUACCAACUUGUUGUACAACGGAUUAUCAAAAAAGACACGGGUAGCUGGACACUUACUUUCAGUUUGUGGUGCUUGAAUCCAGCUGUCGUAUUCAGAGAUAUCGCUGAUCUUUCAUUAUCCGUGAUUUUAACGUCUGGGACUUUGUCACCAAUGAAUUCAUUUUCAUCUGAACUUGGGAUCUCAUUUGGUACUCUUCUAGAGGCUCCACACGUAAUUGAUGUUGAAUCUCAGGUUUGGGCUUCUAUAAUUUCUACUGGCCCACAUGAUUAUCCCCUAAAUGCUAGCUAUAAGACAGCUGAUGGAUAUACCUUUCAGGAUGCUGUUGGUAAAUCCCUGGAGGAGCUGUUCAAGGUUGUUCCUGGAGGCUCACUCGUGUUCUUCCCAAGCUAUAAGCUAAUGGACAAGCUCUGUAAAAGGUGGAGUGAAACAGGCCAGUGGUCUCGGAUGAAUGCCAUAAAACCAGUCUUUGUUGAGCCCAGAGGAGGAAGCCAAGAGGACUUUGAGGCUGUUUUGAAAGGUUAUUACAGUGCGAUUCAUCAAGGCACAAAGCCAGCUCUUGGAAAAAGGCGAAAGGCUAAGAAAGUAAACUCCAAUUGUUCUACAACUUCUACUGAAGCUAACCCAGUCGAGGUCUGUAAAGGGGGAGCUGCUUUUCUUGCUGUUUGCCGCGGAAAGGUGUCUGAAGGAAUUGACUUUUCAGAUGAAAAUGCCCGUGUUGUUAUAAUAAUUGGUAUUCCUUUUCCAAACAUAAAUGACAUCCAAGUUGCAGAAAAGAAGAAAUACAACGACACAUAUAAAUGCUCCAAGAAUCUUUUGAGUGGGAGUGACUGGUACUGCCAACAAGCCUUCCGAGCACUAAAUCAGGCUGCAGGCAGAUGUAUUCGUCAUAGGCAUGAUUAUGGGGCCAUCAUCUUCUUAGAUGAACGAUUUCGCGAGGAAAGAAAUACAAUCUACAUUUCAAAGUGGCUAAGGAAGUCAAUCAGAACAUAUGAGAACUUUGAGACAUCUGUUGAGGAAUUGAAUUCCUUCUUCUGUAACAUUAAGGAGAGGGUUUGCAAUGUUAGUAAGCUGCAAGAUCCUGUUGCUGAUUUAGAAAACAAUACUCUUGAUGAUUCUGUCAAAAGAUCCAUAAAAUGUAGAAGUCAGAAAUUGACCAAUUCACAAGUCAGUGUAAACAGAGUGGUUUCUGACACCAAGAAGAUGCCAUCUACUGGACUUUCUCACUGCCUAUCACGCAAAGCUGGCGGUAGUUCUGAUUAUAUCACAAAAAGAUCUCAAAGAAACGACGGAAUUCAGGAAGCCUCAUCAGUCCACGAGGAAGAUAAUGAAAACCAGAAAGAGAUUGACAAAGAUUGCUAUAGUAGGGAGGGUUUGAGGUGCUGGGAAACUCCAUGCACAGCUAAUUUUGAAGAAAGGAUAGAACUUUCUGUUGUUAAGGAGACUCCUAUGGCUGAGAACUAUGCUGUAUCUAGUCCUGAAGCAACCAUGAACGAGAACGAUUGUUAUUCCACCAUAAUUCAGACAUCUACGGAGUUUGAUCAAGCAAAUCAUGUGUCUUUAACAGAUUCAGCUCAAUCUCCUUCAAAAGUGACAUGUGCCGAAUUCACUCCAGAAAGGAGUGGCAGAGAAAAUACUAACGAGUUGAUGCAGGAAAUAUAUUCAUCCGAAAAUUUGAGUGUUAAUUCUCAUGCCCAGAAAAGGAGGAUGUUCCUCAAUUCACAGCAGAUGAACUCGAUUCAAAAGAUGAAAUUUGACGGGGCGACUGCAGAAAAUACACAGGACUUUAGAAUAGUGGAUUAUUCAGUGUUAAAUGACAGUUCUAGUCAAAGAACAAAAUUUCCGAAAGUGAAUUUCUCAGCGUGUGAAAUUAAGACGAGCGGUCAACCUUCUGCGGCAAACGAGGGUGAUAUAUCUCCCAAACCUGUUGGUUUCUGUUUGGAUCAACGAUUACAAAUUGUUUGCUCACUCUGCAGAAGUCCACUCGGUCUUCCUGAAAACAGCUCGUAUGUCACAUGUUUCUUGACUUCACUAUCAAAAACUAUCUUGACUAGUCUUUCCAAAGGGAAUGGACCACAAAGUCUGCAGACUUCACCAUCUCUUGUCGCAGUUCUGAUAGUGGAUAUGCUAUCAGUUGAUCAGAGACUUUUUAAUAGGAAUAGCAAAGAUACCCCAGGACAGGGUAUCUGGUGCCAAGAUGAUGGAUGUGUAUACAAUUCCAUAUUCUGCCCUUUUUGCAUUUCUCCCAACCAUUGUCUUGGAGUGCAGAUCAUGGCUGCUGAUGCAUCAAAUAUUCAGUUGAUUGAUAAGAUACUCUUUUACUAUGAUCGCCUGGAAGUUAAGACUUGCCUAGGACUGGAGAGCAAGGAUUCUUUGGCUGAUAACAGUUGGUGUUCAGAUCAAACAGUUGAUAUAAAUUCUAUUAAUAAAUAUGCAUAUCAGUCUCAGCAGCACAGUCCAGGAAGCUGGAGAAUGACGAAAACAAAGUCAAGACUACUAAAGAGGAGCCCUAUGUCACAGUCCUGGACAGAUUCCUAAGCACUGGACUGAACUAGUAAAGGCAGACACUGACUGUACAGCGCAUGUAUGGCACCAUAGAUGUAACAUUCAUUACGAUUAUUAGUUAGAAUGGGCGGCAUAGUUUUGCAAGUCAAGGGCACGGUGAAUUGUGGCCGACUUAAGUUAUGACGCCAUUUUUGCAUUGGGUUGUACUUGUUGGGUUUGGCUCUGAGUUGUAACGUUGAGCUUUUGGACAAUCUUUCUUGUGUAGAUGGUAAACAUUUCCGCAAGCAUUUUGUAUAGGUGUGUAUAGUUAAACUGAUAAAGUUAUAUUUAAGUUCCAGAAUCUGAAAAUUUAAACUCCACCAAAUAUAUUUUAGCGCAUUUAUAUAA
Messenger RNA from Spinacia oleracea (spinach), 4257 nucleotides. RefSeq lists its product as uncharacterized. NCBI's taxonomy places the organism in Eukaryota, Viridiplantae, Streptophyta, Magnoliopsida, Caryophyllales, Amaranthaceae. Gene Ontology annotation, molecular function: hydrolase activity, acting on acid anhydrides, in phosphorus-containing anhydrides; DNA helicase activity; ATP binding. The record is from RefSeq and is a predicted model, not a curated record. Bases 85 to 3903 code for a protein of 1272 amino acids. The transcript is spliced from 28 exons. Gene Ontology annotation, cellular component: nucleus. Gene Ontology annotation, biological process: double-strand break repair involved in meiotic recombination; nucleotide-excision repair.